Messenger RNA from Anisakis simplex (herring worm), 396 nucleotides. The record is from the annotation of a GenBank genome assembly. NCBI's taxonomy places the organism in Eukaryota, Metazoa, Nematoda, Chromadorea, Rhabditida, Anisakidae.
UUGAAUUUGAGGUGGAUGCGUCAGAACAAGCGUGUGCUGAACUUACCCUGGAAGCCAAGCGUUCGUCGAGCGGAUAAAUCUAAUGCAAUUGACGUGAUGGUAUCAGGUGUACUAGGAUCUGAGAUAUCACAAGAGCAUUGGAGCAAUUAUUUCACCGAAAGUGUCAAUCCUAUUUCAACGGAAGAACGUAAAGAAUGGCUGAGUAAAUUGAACAACGUGGUUGUAAGCUCAGAUGCAUUCUUUCCUUUCCGUGACAGUAUCGACUGCGCUAAACAGUUCGGUGUGAAAUACGUGGCAAGUCCGGGUGGUUCAGCCAGAGACGAGGAUAUCGUCGAGGCGUGCGAUGAGUAUGGAAUGACUCUUAUCCAUACGGGCCUUCGACUUUUCCAUCAUUGA